Molecule: messenger RNA, 1638 nt
Organism: Frieseomelitta varia
Lineage: Eukaryota; Metazoa; Arthropoda; Insecta; Hymenoptera; Apidae
Product: hippocalcin-like protein 4
Exons: 5
Coding region: 755-1492 (245 amino acids)
Molecular function (GO): calcium ion binding
Source: RefSeq, a predicted model, not a curated record
AAUUUUUUAAUCAUAUGUGACAGAAGAUAAGUCGAAAUAUAUUAGUUGCUCCUGAUAGGUUGCAAAUUACAUUUCAAAUAGCAAAGACGUUCUUAUGUGUAAUCACGUUGCUUGUAAUCAUUCUUAUUAAGGUUCAACGAUAGCCAUUACUAUUUCCUAUUACCGUAAUAGCGGGGUUUCUAAGCUGUUGGACUAUUAAUAGCAUUUGGCAGAGAAAGUAAGUAUACUUAGUUUUGCGCUUAAGAAGUUUGUGAUUCUCGAAUGGUUUCCUCAUCUUCGAGUGCAUCUGAUUCAACUUUCGCGCUUGUUACCGAUUUUCGAAAUUGGACCAAACGAUAAACGAAUACGGGUCACGGUAAACGAAAUCUAACUGUGUCAAUUGUAUUUUGAUAAUUUAACUGCGUUUAAUUUCCCAAACAAAAGAAAAUAUAUGUCCAUACAGCAUAUUUUUUUUAUCAAGAUUCGCUGGUAAAAAAAAAAAAAAAAGAAAAGUCUCGAUAAAUGAAUCAUAAAACGUGGAUGUCGAGUGAAAUAAAACGCAUUUUACGCAUGUUCGUUCAUUGGUAUUCCGCGCGAAAUACGCGCUUGAAAAUAUAUGAAUAAAUAGCUUCUAUAAUAAGAUAUUCAAAGGAAGGAAAGGAUGUGUCUGGAAAUCUCCUGUGAAUGAAUUACUUUUUGUUUCGUUUAGAAUUAGAGAUAUGAGAUGAAUGUUAUUUUUUCGAAAAUGUUUAAUGAUUAAAUUCGUAUCACAAUAAUGUCCAAUAGUCUUAAUAUUGACAAUAAGAACAUCCAGCAGAUUAGAAGCAAUAUAAGCCUCUCAUUAAAAAUGCAACGAGGUUUUAAGAAGAUGAAGAAAAGCAUCCAAAAGAUAACUGAAACUUCGACGAGUGUUCAACCUCACUGCGUUUUCGUAGAGAACAUGCAAGACGAUGAAAAACAACCGCUGUACAUACUUCCAGAGCGACUCUCUUCUUUAAUGUAUCAAACGGGAUUUUCAAAGGAUGAGAUACGAAGACUAUAUCGCGCCUUCAAACAAUAUUGUCCGAGAGGGGCCAUAACCACGAAUGAUUUAAAACCAGCUUAUGCAAAAUUAUUUCCAUUAGGAGACUCGGGGAAAUACGCGCAAAUCGUCUUUAACGCUUUUGAUAAAGAUAGGAAUGGCAUCAUCAGCUUCGGGGAUCUGCUUAAUGAAAUUGCUUUAAUUAUUAACGGCGACAUAGAUCAAAAGCUCUCCUGGAUUUUUAGAUUUUACGACUUAAACGGAGACGGUUAUAUCACAAGAAAAGAAAUGCUGGUCGUAAUAUCCGCAAUUUAUGAAAUGCUACAUAACGGACAGAUUAUUCAACGGAUAGUCAACAGACACGUAGAUAAAGUUUUCGAGAAGAUGGAUAUUGACAAGGAUGGAGUUAUAUCUCAAGAAGAAUUUAUGAAUAGCUGUAAAAAUGACAGUAUAAUUCAAAAACAGUUGGCAGUAUUUAAUCAAUUUUGGUGAUGAAUUACUUGUAUACAUUAUAUAUACGCCGAUAUGUAUACAUUAAGACUUCGAAAUUGCACCAUUUUUGAGAAAAGAAGUAGCUUGGAAAUUUUUCUAGUUUAUAAAUAUUCUUAUUUCCAUAAUAAAAUAGUAUAAUUACAAAA